Messenger RNA from Auanema sp. JU1783, 1221 nucleotides. NCBI's taxonomy places the organism in Eukaryota, Metazoa, Nematoda, Chromadorea, Rhabditida, Rhabditidae. The record is from the annotation of a GenBank genome assembly.
AUGCCUCCCACCGCUCCUGUCGAGACUCGACAAUCAAUCGAUGUUGAGGAAGCAGUCGAUACACUUCGAAAAAUGGUUUCCGAUGUUUUGACUCCUCAAUACGAUACUCACUAUAACCUUCUCAGAUGGCUCACUUCAAGUGAUUUCAACCUGGCCAAAUCGGCACACAUGCUUCGAAAACAUUUGAAAUGGCGUCGAGAACGUAAACUUGAUGAACACGAAGACUUUCAUGGCUUGCAGAGAAGUAAGGUUGCCGAGGAGUUCGCACCCAUAUCCAUCGUCGGAUUCAAUAGGUCAGAUGGUGACCGUCUGAUUGUUAUAGAUCAAGCAGGAAAAAUUGACAUAAAUGGAGUUAUGAAGUCUGUACAGCCUACUGAAUAUCUCCAUCAGAUGUUCAGAAAUUUCGAAAAAGUUUACAAACAUAUUCAAAAGAGAGAAAAAGAGAUUGGAAGUCAGUGCGCUGUUUAUUAUAUUUUUGAUUUGGCAGGUUUGGCGUUUGAUCCUUUCCUAUUGAGUAUUGUCAACGGACCGUUCAGAGUAUCUUGGCAGCUAGUUGCUUCUCAUUAUAGAGAUUUUAUUGACAAAUUCAUAAUUGUCAAUUCUCCGAGCUAUAUCAACGUACUUUGGUCAGCCAUAUCAGCUUUCAUCCCGGAACACGCAAGAGAAAAGUUCGUUUUUGCCGAUAAGAACUGGCAUGAAGAACUUCUGGAAUUGUGUGAUGCAGACUGCUUGCCUGAACGAUAUGGAGGAAAUCUUCCAAACGAACAAGUGUUAAAGGAUCCUAGAAUAGUUCCAAAAGAGUUUUACUGGAAACCAAGAGACGACUAUCCUGCACUGAAUCAACUGCACAGGGUGUCCGUACCAGCUGGAAAAAACAGAAUUUUAAAAUACUUCAUAAGAGCCGAAACAAAAAUCAACAUCUACUCACACAACGAGAACGACAUAACAUUCUCAUUAUUAUUCUCCACGAAAGAAGAUAUGGGAGAGGAGGAUUGUGAAGUCGUAAUCCCCCCCAUUCCUAAAUGUGGCUUACCAGCAAUGGAUUGUUUUGACUAUCAUUGUGAGAAUUCAGGAUAUUACCAUCUCAAACUUUCGAACGAAGCUUCUUGGCUCUUGCCGACAACAUACCGUUUGAUGCUGCAUGAUCAUGAAAAUUCUGAGAUCCCAGCUAUUAAUAUAAAUGAAAAAUGGAUUAAAGUGGGUGAUAAAAAAAGAAAAUGA